UGUAGCUUACUUCCUGUGAAUCCCAAACACGUGUGCAGCGCUGCAGUCUGUAGCUGUAGGCUGUGUGUACGAAGCUGGUGGUUUAGCUAUUGCUAGCUACUGUAACAAUAAUUUAAUAUAGUUCUAUAAGAUAUCAUUCUUGCAUUAUGGAUUAAAAGUAGCAGUAGGGAAGUACAUUUUCCUAUACACGUAUAAUAUCUCUCAAGCUAUAACUACAUAUAAACAUUAAUUUGCGGACUAGUUAGCUAACUUUAUUAGCUAAUUAUUUAGCCAGCCUAUUUUAUUCAGAAAAAGGCUGUGAUUUUGUCACCGCCACAAUGUUCGCUGAUUUGGAUUUAAUCGGAACAAUCCAAGACGACGACGAUGUGCCUGAGGAGCCUGAUUCAGAGUCUGAAGACGACGGCGAUAAGCCCAUUGUUCUCGGACGGAAGGGCAAGGCCAAGCACGGAGGCAGUGCGGACUUCAAUGUGGACUUCAGCUUCGGGGAGCGGGAUGGGCUGUACAGCGAGGACUGGGCCAUGGCUGACGUGAUGGCGCAGCUGAAGAAGAGGAAAGCCCCCACCACGCUGGACGAGAAGAUUGAGAAAGUCAGAAAGAAGCGCAAGACAGAGGAGAAAGCGCAGAAAGCCGGAAAUAUGCCGGAAAACUCACAAACCGACACUAAGGAAGAAGAGAAAUGUGACGGUGAAGAUGAUGAGGAAGAGGAAGAGGAAGAGGAGGAAGCAGAUGAAGAGGCAGGAGACAGCAGUGAAAAUGUCAGCGAGGCAGCAGAAGGGGACAGCGAGGAAGAGGAGGAUGAAUUCUCCGCGGCUGACGAAGAGGUUCUCACCAAAGCAGACACAGUUAGAGAGAAGGACCGGCGGAAAAAGAAGAAUGCUGGAAAUGAGCCUCCAGAAGCCUUUUAUGAAGACGCCUCCAACUACGACGAAAGCCUGAUGUUUCAGGACAUGAACCUGUCCCGACCCCUGCUGAAGGCCAUCACAACCAUGGGCUUUAAGCAGCCCACCCCCAUCCAGAAGGCCUGCGUCCCCGUGGGGCUGCUGGGGAAGGACAUCUGCGCCUGCGCUGCCACCGGCACAGGAAAGACCGCCGCCUUCAUGCUCCCUGUUCUGGAGCGGCUCAUCUACAAGCCCCGGCAGGCCCAGGUGACCCGCGUCCUGGUUCUGGUGCCCACCCGUGAGCUGGGUAUCCAGGUGCACGCUGUGGCCCGUCAGCUGGCCCAGUUCACCAGCAUCACCACCUGCCUGGCUGUGGGCGGUCUGGACCUGAAGACCCAGGAGGCGGCCCUGCGGGCGGGGCCAGACGUGCUGAUCGCCACGCCCGGGCGUCUGAUCGACCACCUGCACAACACGCCGUCCUUCGAGCUCACCCAGGUGGAGGUGCUCAUUCUGGACGAGGCCGACCGGAUGUUGGAUGAGUACUUUGAGGAACAGAUGAAGGAGAUCAUUCGGCUGUGUGCUUACCAGCGCCAGACUAUGCUGUUCUCUGCCACCAUGAGUGAGGAGGUGAAAGACCUGGCCUCGGUGUCUCUGAAGCAGCCGGUGCGGGUGUUUGUGAACAGUAACACAGACGUGGCUCCGUACCUCAGGCAGGAGUUUGUGAGGGUCCGCCCCGCCCGCGAGGGGGACCGAGAGGCCAUCGUCGCUGCCCUCCUCACCAGGACGUUCCAGGACCACGUGAUGCUGUUCACACAGACCAAGAAGCAGGCCCACCGCAUGCACAUCCUGCUGGGCCUGAUGGGGCUGAAGGUGGGGGAGCUGCACGGGAACCUGUCCCAGACCCAGAGGCUGGAGAGCCUCAGGCGUUUCAAAGACGAACAGAUCGACAUCCUGGUGGCUACGGACGUGGCAGCCAGAGGCCUGGACAUCGACGGGGUGAAGACGGUGAUAAACUUCACCAUGCCCAACACGGUGAAGCACUACGUGCACAGGGUGGGCCGGACCGCGCGCGCCGGGAAGGUGGGCCGCUCCGUGUCCCUGGUGGGCGAGACGGAGCGCAAGAUGCUGAAGGACAUCGUCAGGAAGGCCAAGACCCCCGUGAAGGCCCGCGUGCUUCCGCAGGAGGUGAUCCUGAAGUUCCGGGACCGGAUCGUGCGGCUGGAGAAGGACGUGUACGCGGUGAUGCGCUUGGAGAGGGAGGAGAGGGAGAUGGCGCACUCCGAGGCCCAGAUCAGCUCCGCGGAGAAACGUCUCCAGCAGAACAGCGAGGAGCAGAACCUGAAGAGGACCUGGUUCCAGAGCCACGAGGACCGCAAGAAGGACCGCAUGGCAAAGGCUCUCCAGGACUUUGACUUGGCUCUGAGGGGGAAGAAGAAAAGAGCCAAGUUUCUGAAGGACGGGAACAAGAAAGAACUAUCGUCGGAGGAUCGGGCCCAGUUUGAGAUCCUGAAAUCUCAAAUGUAUGCGGAGCGGGCGGCCAAACGGGACCGCAAGCCCAAACGGGCCCGAGCCAUGCCCGAGGACGAGCCCGUACAGAACGAUAAGAAGCAGAAGGGAAGGUCUUCUGGAAAGAAGUCUGUGUUUGACAGGGAGCUGACCAACACCAGCAAGAAAGCCCUGAAACAGUACAGAGCUGGGCCUUCGUUCGAAGACAAGAAGAGGCUGGGGAUUCCCACCCACAAGAAAGGAGGCCGUUUCAAAUCCAAAGCCAAGUUCAGGAGGAAGUAAGAGAGUUCAGAAGUCAAGGACCAGUGAUAUGUCAAAAAGAAGAGGAAUGUUUUAACUGGCUGUCCCAGUGGGACCGGGGUGGGCACCUGACUGAAAAUGUCCGUUCUAUAUUUCUGAAAACUAUUUUGAUUAAAGUGAAAUGGAAAAGAAAACAAAAUGGUCACUUCUUCAGACACCCACACAUAGCUACGUCUCCCCGAAGAUGGUUUUCCAGCAUUCUGUCCUUUGGCAGAUCUCUGUGUUGGAACUAUCCAAGCGAAAGAUAACUUAAAUUUUUGCAGAAAGUUGUUUGUAUCUUAUUCUUACAAAGGCUGUGUUUUGCUCCAUUUACUUUAUCAUUAGCAUGCCAUUGGUAAUUGUGUAAGUCUUGUGAUAUCCAGUGCAAAUUAUUUCAUACGUGUGGUGCGAUUCAACUGACAGCUUUUUAAACGAGGUACGAUGAUGCUGGCUACAAUGGCUGCUAUUU
This is a messenger RNA of Conger conger (European conger), 3132 nucleotides long. It is a transcript of the gene ddx27, whose product is annotated as DEAD (Asp-Glu-Ala-Asp) box polypeptide 27. NCBI's taxonomy places the organism in Eukaryota, Metazoa, Chordata, Actinopteri, Anguilliformes, Congridae. Bases 318 to 2666 code for a protein of 782 amino acids. The transcript has 21 exons. The record is from RefSeq and is a predicted model, not a curated record. Gene Ontology annotation, molecular function: ATP binding; nucleic acid binding; RNA helicase activity.